CACACCUGUCUGGCCUUGGUGUGAGCGCACAGCUCUUCGUUUCGUUCCUCUGUCAUCGGUUCGGUGUUUGUGGCUGUACCGGCUCCGGUUCUCCUCGCUGAACAGCAGCAUGGUGACCUCCUUUCUGCUCCUCCUCCUCCUUCUGCACGCGGCCGCCGCGGACGACUGUCGCGGCCGCUUCCGCGCCGGUCCGCAGGACUUUGUCCUGGACGCGGAGGACGCGGUGACGAGCGGCGCGCUCUUCUUGUUCUCCAGUCCGGUUCAGUCCGCGACCGACUGUGAGAAGAUGUGCUGCGCGGAGAAGAACUGCAACCUGGCGCUGCUGGAGUCUGACCAGGACCAUCCGAACCGAACCUGCAGCCUGUUCAACUGUCUCUAUAGAAACCAGUUCGUGUGCAGGUUCGUCAACAAGGCUGGUUUCACCACCUACAUCCGGGCCUCUGUGUUCCAGAAAUACCUGCAGGGACCCAGUAAGUUGGCUCCGCCCAUCGCCAAUGCUGGCUGGAACGUGGUGGUCCAGCCCGGCGUGGUGGUGACUUUAAAUGGCAGCGAGAGCUUGGCACUGGGUGAUGCUCACAUCACUGACUACCACUGGAGUGAGUUGACCAGACUCACUGGCGUGAAGAUGGAGACGACGGACUUACCUGACCAGGUGCGCGUGUCCAACCUGCAGCCCGGCUUAAACGUCUUCCAGCUGACCGUCACCGACUCCAAAGGCCAGUCGGGCUCGGCGAGGGUCAACGUGCACGUUCUCGGCCCCGAGCAGAGCGCCUUGUUCUGUCUGGCUCCGGUCAAGGUCGGCCCGUGUCGAGCGGCGUUUACUCGGUGGUGGUUCAACGCUGCCACUGGGAGCUGUGAGCACUUUGUGUUCGGAGGCUGUAAACAGAACCACAACAACUUCCUGUCCGAUGAGGACUGUUUAUCAGCAUGCAGCGGCGUGACAGUGACCUCAGAAAGGAGCAUGAGCCUGCCCAUCACUGAGGUGUGUGGGUCCCCAUGUCAUCAUGAUCAGGUGACCUGUGGCAGUGGCUGCUGUCUGGACCAAAGUCUGGAGUGUGAUGGCAAACCGCAGUGCAAAGACGGAGCCGACGAACGCAUCUGCAGCACACUGAAUCAAACCUUCACAGAACUCCUCAACAUUGACGUCAACCAGAAGAGAGCUCGUUGCACUGAGCCCCCCCUCACUGGUCCGUGUCGGGCGAGCCACAGCCGCUGGUACUACGACCCGCUGAACACCAGGUGCCACCGCUUCACCUAUGGAGGCUGUCACGGCAACGACAACAAGUUCCUGGAUGAAGAGGCCUGCAGCACAACCUGCCACGGUGUCACCGAGAACCAUGUGUUCGCCAGAGGCACGUUUGAGCGUUUUGAAGAAGACGAGGAAGACGACAGCAACUCAGGUUCCAUCGCCUUGGCGGUUGUUCUGGCGGUGGCCAUCUUGGCCCUGCUGUCCAUCCUGGCAUACUGCUUCCUGAAAUCCAGGCGGGAGCGCUCACAGCGCCCGUCAGCUACAGGCCCCGCCCACGUUGCCCUGGCAGAGCAGGACACGCUCGUGUACAAGAGCACCACCAAACCCGUGUGACGCCGCUGCUCAGAUCAUCACUUCCUGUCAUUUCCUGUCUUUCAUAUUUUUGUAUUUAUUUUGUGUUAGCUUGCAGUCGGAGAUGCUAACUAACGAUUUGUAGGUGUGGCUUUGAUUCCCGCUUGGCCUUGGAUGUGGAUCAUCUCAGUCCCCCAGCCGUAAACUGGUUCCUGGCUUGGCUGGGUGAGAAAUCUGCAAUGGACUGGGAUUACCUCCAGGGGGAGUCGUAGACUUGAAUCCAGGUCCCAGAGUAAGAACGGGCGCCAGCGGGCCUCGGGCCUGGACUGGACUGGACUCAGUUCUUCUGUAAACAGUAAAAUAACAGUUUGGUCUCAGGUGGAAACGGUUGUAUUUUUAUUCAUGAAGUGCAUAUUUGUGGCAUUUUGAUUUUGUUUAUUUUGAAAUGGACACGUGACAGCACUGUAAAUAUGAAGGUUUUUAUUGUGAAAAUCUCAGGGUUUUGAUCAGGUUUCUGCUGUUAAAUUAUAAAGUGCAAACCGUUUUGA
Thalassophryne amazonica is the source of this 2088-nucleotide messenger RNA. RefSeq names its product kunitz-type protease inhibitor 1-like. The record is from RefSeq and is a predicted model, not a curated record. Gene Ontology annotation, molecular function: serine-type endopeptidase inhibitor activity; protein binding. The transcript is spliced from 10 exons. The coding region runs from base 110 to 1582 and encodes 490 amino acids. NCBI's taxonomy places the organism in Eukaryota, Metazoa, Chordata, Actinopteri, Batrachoidiformes, Batrachoididae.